Amphimedon queenslandica is the source of this 1746-nucleotide messenger RNA. RefSeq names its product E3 ubiquitin-protein ligase MYLIP-like. The record is from RefSeq and is a predicted model, not a curated record. Gene Ontology annotation, cellular component: cytoskeleton. NCBI's taxonomy places the organism in Eukaryota, Metazoa, Porifera, Demospongiae, Haplosclerida, Niphatidae. The transcript has 6 exons. Gene Ontology annotation, molecular function: ubiquitin-protein transferase activity. Gene Ontology annotation, biological process: ubiquitin-dependent protein catabolic process. Bases 96 to 1739 code for a protein of 547 amino acids.
UUCUGCAGUGGCAAUACUGUCACUGUUCUUUCAAAUCACUAUCUGUUGUUAUUCCUUCGUUGGCUUCUUUGAGCCUUGUUCUAUCUCUAGCCAAGAUGCCUCUUAGCAAACCUCUCAGGAGCGUUUUAGUGACGCUGCCAAACUCUGUCGUGCAUAAUUUCAACCUACCUGAAUCUGCCACGGGAAUGGACUGCUUGGAAAUGAUAUGUUCACAGCUCGGGGUAGUCGAGGUUGACUAUUUUGGCCUCAGAUACAUUGAUCACCAUGGUAUCUAUCUCUGGGUGAAUCUCCGCAUGAAUCUAGCAGUACAGAUCAAGACUGCUUCUCCUGCCCAACUCUACCUCAAAGUGAAAUAUUUUGUCGAUCCACAGACACUCCAGCAGCCUAGCACUAAGCAUUUGUUUUACUUGCAAAUCAAGUCUUUAAUGGCUAAAGGCCAGCUCCCUAUUCCGGUUAAAGAAGCACCAAAAUUUGGAGCUUUGAUAGCUCAGUCCGACUUUGGAAACAGCUCAAGCCUCAGCAAUAAGUUAUGCUACCCGCAAUACUUUAAAGAUUGGGCACCUGGCAUUGCCAGAGGGAUAGCCAAGGAGCACUCAAAACUAAAUGGAAUUGAAACAACUGAUGCAGAGAACUUGUUCCUUACUAAAGCUUUCAAGCUGGAGAACUGGGGAGUCACUUAUGUCAAAGCUACAAACACUGAAGACAACUCCUCGUGCUAUGUUGGGAUUGGAGGCCUCCACAUUAGAAUAUGCAAUACACAGUGGAGACUCGUAAAGAAGAUCAGUUAUGAUUAUCUCCAAGAGGCUUCUUUCCGUAACAAGAUCUUCACCAUCUCUUAUCGCUCGGUUGGCCAUCAAGGAGAGCACAUUGACAAGCAGCUAUUCUUUCGUUGCCCUCACCACCGAAUCGCUCGCUACCUCUUCCGUCUCCUCACCGAGGACCACACCUUCUUUUGUCACGAGACGGUGAGCGAGAGAGUUCUUGAUCAUGUUAGGAUCCGCCCGUGGCAGCAAGUCUGUAAGAAAUACUUUGGUCGCACGUACCAUCGUAUUUAUCAUUUCGAUGUCGUUCGUACGCAGCACGAGGCUUAUUCUCAUGCCUGGGAGAGACUCCAUCAGGUCAACCAGGAGUCGCUGAACAGCAGACUGGCCACAGUGAGCAGUGCUGCCGCUCCUAGUAAUGGAGCUGCUGGGUCUAAUGAUACCGGGAGUAGCAGUCAGAGCAGUGAGAGAGGAGAGAAUUUAACCAGCUUCACUGACAAUGAAAGCAAUAGAGAUUGCAUUGACACUAAUGUCCUCCUUCCUGAGUCACCAUCAGAGUUCUCUCGUGUCAAUCUCAUUCAGUUUGGUCUCUCCAAGAGUAGCUGUGACAUUGCCAAAGAGCUCCUUGAGACACCAGAGGACCCCAACACGUCUAGCCUCAUCGACUCCGAGCUCCAGACAACAAGUAAACAAGACCCAAGCAAAGAUGAGAGCGAGACCACCCCUCCCCCGCCUCAGACAGAGAGGAGAGGCUCGGUCUGUCUCACUAAAGAAGGAACAAUCAAACUCGGACAGUUUAUACAAAAAAUUGUCGACUCCAAGUUAUGCCGCGUGUGCAUGGAUAGUCCUGUGUCGGCUGUCUUCUGCCCGUGUGGUCACCUGAUCUCUUGUUAUAAGUGUGCACUGGAGUGUACCCAGUGUCCUCUCUGUCGCUCCACCAUCGCUUAUGUACAAUAUGUAUACGGGUCAGGACUAUAGGACUGAG